This is a messenger RNA of Zasmidium cellare ATCC 36951, 792 nucleotides long. RefSeq lists its product as uncharacterized. Bases 1 to 792 code for a protein of 263 amino acids. The record is from RefSeq and is a predicted model, not a curated record. The transcript has 4 exons. Gene Ontology annotation, molecular function: aldehyde-lyase activity. Gene Ontology annotation, cellular component: cytoplasm. Lineage: Eukaryota; Fungi; Ascomycota; Dothideomycetes; Mycosphaerellales; Mycosphaerellaceae.
AUGCUCCAGAACAACUUCUUAUCGAAUGUAGCCCAGUGGCGUUUGACCACGGCCGUUGGCGUCAAACUCGUUACCAACAAUGAAGUCGUCCACCUCGCCAAAGGAGCCGGCUAUGAUUGCCUGUUCAUCGAUCUUGAACAUUCGACUUUGUCUCUGCUGGACGCUUCGAGGCUAUGCUCUGCUGGAUUGAUGGCUCAGAUUACGCCUUUCGUGCGAGUGCCGUGGCAAUGCGGUAACGGCUUUGUUGGAAGAGUGUUGGAUGGUGGUGCUUGUGGCAUAGUCUUCCCGCAUAUUAGUACAGUUGAGGAUGCUAGAGAUGCAGUAUCUGCUUGCAAAUUUCCUCCCCUAGGCAAACGCAGCCUGACCGCUGCCCUCCCACACUUCAACUUCCAACGCACUAGUCCGGCCGAAGUGACGCAGACUAUCAACAACGUGGGAUCCACUGUCAUAGUCAUGAUCGAAACACCCCAGGCAUUGGACAACAUCGAUGCGAUAGCUGCUGUUGAAGGCGUUGACAUCCUGCUCCUUGGUGCGAACGAUCUGUCUCUUGAAGUGGGAAUUCCUGGCGAUUGGGAUCAUGCGGAGUUUCGUAAUGCUUUGACCAAGAUUGCGGCUGCGUGCCAGGAUCACGCAAAGUGUUUUGGCAUCGCCGGCAUCUAUACUCGACCUGCUGUUUGCCAAUGGGCUGUGCAGGAGUUGGGGGCUCGGUUUGUGUUGGGACAUCUGGAUAUUGGGUUACUUGCCAUGGCAAUGAACAGAAAUGCAGAGAUGCUGAGGGACUUGGAGAAAUAG